UAUACUACGUAAUUGGAAAAGAACUUAGCUAGUUUGCCAUAUUAUUCUGAAUUGUUUAACCUCUUGGCUCUUCAAAUACCAGCAUUGGCUACCCCUUAUUGCUAAUUGAUCAGGCUAAAUUGAGCUACGGGAAGUGCGUAUAAGGAAAGAGGCUGCCUAAAACCAUGGAAUGCGCUUCAAAUAUCAGGCUUCCGGUCAUAAAUUUAACGGAGGAAAUCCUAAGAUCCGGAAAAGAUUCUUGGACUGAAGCGCGAAACAUUGUCACACGGGCAUUUGAAGAGUAUGGCUGUUUCAUAGCUGUUCAUGAUAAGUAUCCUUCAGAGGUUAGUGAUUCCUUAUUCUCUGAGCUGCAAGAUUUAUUUAACCUGCCGUUGGAGAUUAAAGUCCAAAACACUUCUCAAACUCCCCUCUCUGGUUAUGCUCGGCCAAGACCCAACGUGAACCUCUACGAAAGCAUGUGCAUUGAAGAUGCAACAAAUCUUGAAGCAGUCGAGAAGUUCGCAAAUCAGAUGUGGCCCUCCAAAAAUAACCAUUUCUGUGAACUGUUUCAUUGCUAUGCAAAUCAAGUAGCAGAAUUAGAUAAAAUGGUGAGCAAAUUGGUGUUUGAAAGCUAUGGUGUGGAGAAGUACCACGAAUCUCAUGUGGGAUCAGUGACUUAUAAUGUUAGAUUCAUAAGGUACAGGGUACCCGAACAGAAUGAGAUGAAUGUCGGCGUUCCUCCUCAUUCUGACAAGAACUUCAUAACCAUACUUCAACAGAAUGAAACUGAUGGUUUAGAAGUUCAGUUGAAGAAUGGAAGCUGGAUUCCUAUUGAUUUUCCUCCUUCCUCCGUAGUAAUCAUGGCUGGAGAUGUAUUCUCGGCGUGGAGCAACGGUAGAGUGCAUUCCCCAUUUCAUAGAGUAACUAUGAAGGGAAAAGAAAGGCAUUCGAUUGCACAGUUUGCCUAUUGCAAGAAAUUGGUAGAGACACCAACAGAGCUGGUUGAUGAUGAACACCCCUUAUUAUAUAAGCCAUUGGACAAUUUUGGUUAUCUCCGAUUCUUGAGCACAGAUGAUAAUUUGAAUACUCCAAAUCCACUGAAGGCCUAUUGUGGCGUCUAAAACACCAGACGCAUCGAUUUUUAUGGAUGAAAAGCUUUUUCUUCUUUUAAGUCGAUGUUUAUUCUCCUCCCCUAUUGUGCCCACUUUUUCUUGAAAAUGUUAGGGGAGUAGCUUUCUCCAGGAUUAAUCUACGAAAUAAUUUAUUUUAGUGUGCUAUCUGUUUUGUACCUGGAAGAAAUAAAUAAGGGAAAAGAAAGAAAUUGGAGGGAUACAAAUAAAUAAAAUUUGGCAAGUAAUCUACUGUUCAAUCAAAA
Molecule: messenger RNA, 1354 nt
Organism: Coffea arabica (coffee)
Lineage: Eukaryota; Viridiplantae; Streptophyta; Magnoliopsida; Gentianales; Rubiaceae
Product: probable 2-oxoglutarate-dependent dioxygenase AOP1
Source: RefSeq, a predicted model, not a curated record